AUGCAUUUGGCGGUAGGAAUGAUCUUUUUGUCACAGACUGUAGUUGGAAUCCUGGGCAACUUUUUUCUUCUUUACCAUUCUCUUUUCCUUUACCAUACUAAAAGCAAAUUGAGAUGCAUAGAUUUGAUUCUGAAGCACAUGUUUAUAGCCAACUCCUUGCUUCUUCUUACUAAAGGACUUCCUCAGACAAUGGUAGCUUUUGGAUGGAAACAUUCGUUCAAUGAUUUUGUCUGCAAACUUAUCUUGUACGUUGAGAGAGUGGGCAGGGGUGUAUCAAUUUGUACCAUCUGCCUCUUGAGUGUCUUUCAAAGUAUCCUGAUCAGCCCCAUGAACUCCUGCUGGAAAGAUCUUAAAAUCAAAGCUCCAAAGUAUAUUGGCUUAUGCAUUUGCUUCUUCUGGUUUCAACACAUGGCGGUAAAUUCCAUUUUUCCUCUUCAUCUGUUGUACGUGUCAGGAAACUUGCAUAGCAGGAACAUCACAAAGAAAAGAGAGAUGGGAUACUGUUCUCUUGUAGAUCAAGGGACCAUCCUAGGCUCAGUCUAUUUGGCACUAGUAACAUUCCCUGAAACUACUUUUUCUGUGCUCAUGGUCUUCUCAAGUGGCUCCAUGACUUUUACUCUGUACCGACACAAGCAGCGGGUUCGACACAUUCACAAGACAAAUGUUUUCUCUGGAUCUGCUGAGUCCAGAGCCACCAAAAGCAUCGUUCUUCUAGUGGGCACUUUCUUAUCAUUUUACAGCAUGUCCUCCAUCUUUAUGAUUUGUAUUGCUCUUUUUCCUGAGGUAAAUUGGUGGCUGAUGUGCAUUUCUGAUAUAAUUUCUGUGUGUUUUCCAACUAUCAGCCCCUUUCUGGUAAUGAACCAAGAUGCCUCUACAUAUAAUCUCUGCUUUUUUUGGCUAAGAAACACACACUUUUUCAUAAGAAGUAAAUAA
Molecule: messenger RNA, 933 nt
Organism: Octodon degus (degu)
Lineage: Eukaryota; Metazoa; Chordata; Mammalia; Rodentia; Octodontidae
Product: vomeronasal type-1 receptor 4-like
Exons: 1
Coding region: 1-933 (310 amino acids)
Biological process (GO): G protein-coupled receptor signaling pathway
Cellular component (GO): membrane
Molecular function (GO): pheromone receptor activity
Source: RefSeq, a predicted model, not a curated record